AUGCGUUGUGAGCCUUGUGCGCCUUUAAAAAUCUGUAAAAGCCGAGAGCUGCGGGGAGGGCUGCUUUACACAGAUUGUUUCUGCCUUCGUCGUAACGGAUUGCAGUACGACUGUCGUAGAAGUGGCUGCCAGAAUUCUUCUUUAUGUCAAACGUUACCAGCGCCUUUAUGUGGGCCAGCUGCAGUUGCCUGCAUAAAGCACUGUCAAAAUCCCCAUGCAGAAGAACUACGAAGUAUUUGCAAAAUGAGAAAAAUGUGUUCUCCAUGUGGUCCUAUGGUAUGCUAUAAAUAUGAAGAUUGUGGACCAUCGUUGCAGUGCCUGCCGCGGUCUGCAUUUAAGCGUAAUGGGCUGCAGGAUUGCCAGUUCUUCCAGCAGGGGUCGAUCCGAUAUUUAUGUCGGGCAGGUCCCUGCUGUUCGAAGCCCUGUCCUCCGUCCUGCCCGCCGUGUAAAGAAAAAUAUGCCGAAACAGCUCCCGGAGCUGACGAUGGCGGCGCAGAAAAAAAAGAAGCAAUAGAAAACCAAAUAAAGAGAACAAAAAGCCGUGAGCUUCGCGGUGGGGUUAUGUACUACAGUUGCCACUGUAUAAAGCGAAACGGCCUUCAACAUGAUUGUCGGCGUACCGGGUGUGGCGGAGAGCCAGCCUGCCUUGUUUUACCUGACCCUGUAUGUGCUCCUAGUCAGUUAGCAAGAGCUCGUGGACUGGCAGAUUCUGCUCCAUUUGCAGCUCAUGUUCGUGCUCAAGCCGGUGGUUCCGGAAGUUAUACAGGUCCUGAUACUAGUUCGGGCUCCGGCAAAAGGUUCAUAGUUUGCGAACUUAAGGGCGUGAUCCCAGAUACCACGACAAAGAGAACUGGGCAGUGUUGUAAGUUACCAACAUCUAUUACUUCUGAAAUAACCGAUACAUAUUCUAAACUUUCCAAUGAUCUAAAAGUACACCAAGUAAAAUGUUCAUGUACAUGCAAUUCAUAUAAUAAAAUCAGUCCAAUAUAUUCAUUUGACGACCAAACUAUGGAAAAUAUUCUUAGUCAAUUUCAAAAUAAAGAUUUAAAGGAUAGUGAUAGGAUAGCUCUUGGUCCAGGUGGUAGACCGCAAAAACCAGUAAGAACUGUUUUUAAGGAGGAAUGCACUAGACCAGGCUGUGUACACUGGAAGCAGCCAUCACCUUGUUUGUGGUCAUUACCUUGCAAAGCCGAUUGUUUUGAGACUCCAUUAAUAGCUAGACCUGUUACGAAUGUAAUAAACGACGACGAUGGCUCCAGUUUACCUAGCGUGGCUUCUGCAAAUAACCAAAAAGAACGCAAAAUGAUUGUACUAACUCCAAAAGGU
Messenger RNA from Brenthis ino (lesser marbled fritillary), 1326 nucleotides. The record is from the annotation of a GenBank genome assembly. NCBI's taxonomy places the organism in Eukaryota, Metazoa, Arthropoda, Insecta, Lepidoptera, Nymphalidae.